AUGAGGGCGCUCCGGUAUAUCUCAACCAAACGCACGACCUCGAUCCUUCCCUCCCUUCACAUAAUAUUGUUGUCUUUUCACUUCCACUUCAUGGACAACGUGGCUCUAAACUUCCACGGGCUCGGCAGAUCAACUCGGCCGGUGACUCUGUCGGAGGACCAGCUCCAUCAGAUCUUCAUGCAGUUCGACGCCAACUGUGACAAGCGGCUUUGCAAGGAAGAGCUCAAGAGAGCCUUCAGCCAACUGGGCGCCAUCAUCCCAGGUUACAGGGCCCGCCGCUGUUAA
Messenger RNA from Linum trigynum, 285 nucleotides. The record is from the annotation of a GenBank genome assembly. Lineage: Eukaryota; Viridiplantae; Streptophyta; Magnoliopsida; Malpighiales; Linaceae.